CGGCGCGGGGGAAAUCUAGCCCGGGGAUUUCAUGCGGCCUAGUCUGGUUCCGUCUCCUCCCCCGCCGCGGCCCCGGCAGCUGCCUGCACCCCAAGCCCCACUCCGGGCCCCCGUAUCUCUCUCUCCUGUGAUCGUACUGACACGGCCGGGGGGUUAGAAUGGAACAAACUGAAGGCCCGAUGAGAGAAAGGGAAAGUUAAGGAUGCUGGAGCAGAACAAUGGAUUUCUCUUUCUCUUUCAUGCAAGGGAUCAUGGGAAACACAAUUCAGCAACCACCUCAACUCAUUGACUCCGCCAACAUCCGUCAGGAGGAUGCCUUUGACAACAGCAGUGACAUUGUUGAAGAUGGUGGCCAGACACCGUAUGAAGCUACCUUGCAGCAAGGUUUUCAGUACCCACCCACAACAGAAGAUCUUCCUCCACUCACAAAUGGCUAUCCACCAUCAAUCAACAUGUAUGAAACUCAGACCAAAUACCAGUCGUAUAAUCAGUAUCCCAAUGGGUCAGCCAAUGGCUUUGGUGCAGUUAGAAACUUUAGCCCCACUGACUAUUACCAUUCCGAAAUUCCAAACACAAGACCACAUGAGAUUCUGGACAAGCCUUCCCCUCCACAGCCACCACCUCCUCCUUCGGUACCACAAACUGUGAUUCCAAAGAAGACUGGCUCACCUGAAAUUAAACUGAAAAUAACCAAAACUAUCCAGAAUGGCAGGGAAUUGUUUGAGUCUUCCCUUUGUGGAGACCUUUUAAAUGAAGUACAGGCAAGUGAGCACACAAAGUCCAAGCACGAAAGCAGAAAAGAGAAAAGGAAAAAAAGCAGCAAGCAUGACUCAUCCAGAUCUGAGGAGCGCAGAUCACACAAAAUCCCCAAAUUAGAGCCAGAAGAACACAAUAGACCAAAUGAAAGGGUUGACACCGUAUCGGAAAAACCAAGAGAAGAUCCAGCACUAAAAGAAGAAGCCCCAGCUCAGCCGAUAUCAUCUUCUGUUCCAGCAACAGAAGUGUCCACUGGUGUUAAGUUCCAGGUUGGUGAUCUUGUUUGGUCCAAGGUGGGAACCUAUCCUUGGUGGCCUUGUAUGGUUUCAAGUGAUCCCCAGCUCGAGGUUCACACCAAAAUUAACACAAGAGGGGCCCGGGAAUACCAUGUCCAGUUCUUUAGCAACCAGCCGGAGAGGGCAUGGGUUCACGAAAAGCGAGUGCGGGAGUAUAAAGGUCAUAAACAGUAUGAAGAGUUACUGGCUGAGGCCACCAAACAAGCCAGCAACCACUCUGAAAAACAAAAGAUUCGAAAACCCCGACCCCAGAGAGAACGUGCUCAGUGGGAUAUUGGCAUUGCCCAUGCGGAAAAAGCAUUGAAAAUGACUCGAGAAGAAAGAAUAGAACAGUAUACUUUCAUCUAUAUCGAUAAACAGCCUGAAGACCAAGCAAAAAAGAAUGCUGCCUCCAAAGCCGAAGUUAAAAAAAUUCGAAAACCAAGGUCUGUGCUGAACACUCAGUCAGAACAGACCAGCGCAGGGGAGGUGGCCUCCUCGCAGUCAGGUACUGAAAACCGGAGACACAGCCAGAGGCGGCACGCGAGUGUGGAGGAGGACGAGCCGCCUCCUGUUAAAAUAGCCUGGAAAACAGCAGCAGCGAGGAAGUCCUUGCCAGCUUCCAUCACAAUGCACAAAGGGAGCCUGGAUUUGCAGAAGUGUAACAUGUCUCCAGUUGUGAAAAUUGAACAAGUGUUUGCUCUUCAGAAUGCUACAGGAGAUGGGAAAUUUAUUGAUCAGUUUGUUUAUUCAACGAAGGGAAUUGGUAACAAAACAGAAAUAAGUGUCAGAGGGCAAGACAGGCUUAUAAUUUCUACACCAAACCAGAGAAGUGAAAAGCCACCACAGAAUGUAUCAUCUCCUGAAGCAACAGCUGGUCCUACAGGCUCAGUAGAAAAGAAGCAACAGAGAAGAUCAAUUAGAACUCGUUCUGAAUCAGAGAAGUCCACUGAGGUUGUGCCAAAGAAGAAGAUCAAAAAGGAGCAGGUUGAAACAGUUCCUCAGGCUACGGCGAAGACUGGAUUACAGAAAGGUGCCAGCGAGAUUUCAGAUUCCUGUAAACCUCUAAAGAAAAGGAGUCGCGCCUCAACUGAUGUAGAAAUGACUAGUUCAGCAUACAGAGAUACAUCUGACUCCGAUUCUAGAGGACUGAGUGAUCUGCAGGUAGGCUUUGGAAAGCAAGUAGAUAGCCCUUCAGCUACUGCAGAUGCAGAUGUUUCCGACGUGCAGUCCGUGGAUUCCAGUCUGUCCAGAAGAGGCGUUGGGAUGAGUAAGAAGGACACUGUGUGUCAGAUCUGUGAAAGCUCUGGCGACUCUCUGAUUGCCUGUGAGGGAGAGUGCUGCACACACUUCCACCUGGAGUGCCUGGGGCUUCCUUCACUCCCUGACGGAAAGUUCAUCUGUGUGGAAUGUCAAACCGGGCAGCACCCAUGUUUUUCAUGUAAGAUGUCUGGUAAGGACGUGAAGCGCUGUUCUGUUGGUGCCUGCGGGAAAUUUUACCAUGAAGCCUGUGUCCGUAAAUUCCCCACUGCCAUCUUUGAAUCAAAAGGAUUCCGCUGUCCCCAGCACUGCUGCUCUGCCUGCUCUAUGGAGAAAGAUAUCCACAAAGCAAGUAAAGGCCGCAUGAUGAGAUGUUUGCGGUGUCCGGUGGCCUAUCACUCUGGAGAUGCUUGUGUUGCUGCUGGAAGCAUAUUUGUGUCCUCCUGCGUUCUCAUCUGUAGUAAUCAUUCCAAACGGAGCGGCAGUUCUUCUUCAGCUGUAAAUGUAGGCUUUUGUUUCGUUUGUGCCAGAGGGCUGAUAGUUCAGGACCAUUCAGACCCCAUGUUCAGUUCAUAUGCCUAUAAGUCCCACUACCUACUGAAUGAAUCAAAUCGUGCUGAGUUGAUGAAAUUACCUAUGAUUCCUUCUUCGUCAGCUUCCAAAAAGAAAUGUGAGAAAGGUGGAAGACUGCUCUGCUGUGAGUCGUGCCCAGCGUCCUUCCACCCGGAGUGCCUGAGCAUAGACAUGCCAGAAGGCUGCUGGAAUUGUAAUGACUGUAAAGCUGGCAAGAAACUACAUUACAAGCAAAUUGUUUGGGUCAAAUUGGGAAACUACAGAUGGUGGCCAGCAGAGAUCUGCAACCCCAGGUCUGUGCCACUGAACAUCCAGGGCCUUAAGCAUGACUUGGGGGACUUCCCUGUGUUCUUCUUUGGUUCCCAUGACUACUACUGGGUGCACCAGGGCAGAGUGUUCCCUUACGUUGAAGGAGACAAAAGCUUUGCUGAGGGACAGACUAGUAUCAACAAGACCUUCAAAAAAGCACUGGAAGAAGCUGCAAAACGUUUCCAAGAAUUGAAAGCACAGAGAGAAAGUAAAGAAGCACUAGAGAUUGAAAAAAAUUCAAGAAAACCUCCUCCUUACAAACACAUCAAAGCCAACAAAGUCAUCGGCAAGGUGCAGAUCCAAGUUGCUGACCUGUCGGAGAUCCCCCGCUGUAAUUGCAAGCCCGCUGAUGAGAACCCUUGCGGCUUGGAGUCCCAGUGCCUCAACAGGAUGCUGCAGUAUGAGUGCCACCCGCAGGUGUGCCCAGCCGGAGAGCGUUGUCAGAACCAGUGCUUCACGAAGAGGCUGUACCCCGACGCAGAGAUUAUCAAGACAGAGCGCAGAGGCUGGGGCCUCAGGACCAAAAGGAGCAUUAAGAAGGGUGAAUUUGUAAAUGAAUAUGUCGGUGAAUUAAUUGAUGAAGAAGAAUGCAGAUUACGAAUCAAGCGAGCCCACGAGAACAGUGUAACUAAUUUUUAUAUGUUAACUGUUACCAAGGAUCGGAUCAUUGAUGCUGGCCCCAAAGGAAAUUAUUCUCGUUUCAUGAACCACAGUUGUAAUCCAAACUGUGAAACACAGAAGUGGACGGUGAACGGAGACGUCCGAGUCGGACUUUUCGCUCUUUGUGAUAUUCCUGCAGGGAUGGAGCUAACAUUUAAUUACAACCUGGAUUGCCUGGGCAACGGCAGAACCGAGUGCCACUGUGGGGCCGAGAACUGCAGUGGCUUCCUGGGAGUGCGGCCAAAGUCAGCAUGUGCGUCAACAACUGAGGAGAAGGCCAAAAAUGCUAAGCUAAAGCAGAAGAGGCGAAAAAUCAAAACAGAACCAAAGCAGAUGCAUGAAGACUACUGUUUUCAGUGUGGAGACGGUGGAGAGCUGGUCAUGUGUGACAAAAAAGACUGUCCCAAAGCGUACCACCUCCUAUGCCUUAACCUGACUCAGCCACCAUACGGAAAGUGGGAGUGCCCGUGGCAUCAGUGCGACCAGUGCAGCGCUGCAGCUGUGUCCUUCUGUGAGUUCUGUCCGCAUUCCUUCUGCAAAGAUCACGCCCAGGGGGCUCUGGUUGCCUCCGCGCUGGAAGGCCGCCUCUGCUGCUCGGAACACGACCCUGUGGCCCCUGUGUCGGCAGAAUACUGGAGCAAGAUCAGGUGUAAGCGGGAGGCACAAGACCACGGAGAAGAAGUGAAAGAAUAGAUCACUGGGGAUCUCCUCCCUCCUUACUUAAGGGGAAAAAAGGGAAAAGAGAAAAGCAAGUAGAUGAUGCUUUUUAAAAAGAGAAGAGACUGCUACAGCGCGUGCAGCCUUUGCCAUCGGAACUGCCUUACUAAUGUGAAAACAGGAAACCGGUUCAUGCAGGCAGAAGCGAUGGGGGGUCUGGUUUCUGUUUCGAUUUGUUGGUUUGGGGAUUCUUUUGUGGAGGGUGAAAUGCCCUUGGUUUUCUUCCUUGCCUUUUGUUGUGCUUCAAUGCCUUUGCAGCUGGAGAAAGAGAUGUCUUCGCUUUUCAGAUAAGAACAGAGAGAGAGAGGAAGCUUUGCUGAUGAGGUAGAUUGCAGGUCUAAGACGUGUUGUUCCUCGGUUGUAUAAAGCAAAGUAGCCAUCAUUCCUUUAUUUAUUUUCAUUUUAGGAAUUCAAGAAAAGUGUAGUUGAAGUAGUCUAAUCAGUGUAUGUGUGUGCGUGUUUGCAGUAGGAGUCGGAGACAGCCCUCUAGCAAAGGGUGAGCUAACCUUUAUAUACCUCUUCACUGAGCAGUAGGUAGGCUAACCUCUCCUUCCCUUCCCCAUGUCGGCCACAGUCUCAGAGGAGGGCCCUGUGGGAGUCUGCAGCCUGGGCUCUCGAAAGCAAACACCUUGGUGGAUUUCCCCUGGGCGGUCACACCCUGGGCGAGCCUUGUGAUGUGGUCACUUUACCUCAAAAGGUGUUCCUGUACGUUUUUGGUUGGGAAGAAAAAAGCAAUUGGUGCGCUUCCUGGGUUUGAAAGGUUUGCCGUGGCCAGCGAGUGCGCUGACGUGGAUGUGAGCACGUAGUUAGACCGGCCGCCGCAGCCACGCAGACACGCUAGUCAGGAACUGAAGGGAGCUGACAGCACACCCCGGAAGCUGGGGCCCGGAAGCACUGCUUCUUGUCCAGUUUCACGGAGACCUGGUCUCACUGGGAGAGAAUUGUGGGCAUUUUUCUUCCUGUCUCUGUUUUCCUCUCCUAAUGAAACAUUUCCUUUGUGACCCGCCCAAUCGGGCAUGUUUCCUGCUGAAACUACACAUGCAAAUUGGCUCUAUGUUUGAAUAAAUCUUUCUAGUUGUGCUCUGAACUGGGGGCGAGGGGGGUGGGGGCGGUCGGAGCAUCCCCAGGUUAUUUGUAAACAGUCUCUGCUUUGUAUUCCCCAGUACGAAGACCCUUCUUCCCUGAAGAAGGGGAAGAACUGCUACUUCUACAGGGUACCUAGAGCCACACACACACACCCCAUCUUAGGAAGCACCCGAGAGUCAGUGUUAGCCAAGACGGCUGCCUGAGAUGCUUGAAUCUGACAGAUUCCAGGAUGCCAAGAUGUCUGCCCACAAAACACUCUUGCAUUGAAUGCUUAAGGAUAUGCGUAGCCCAGUAGAAUCCUGGGAUGAAACCAUGGGUCACGUCAGGCGUCGGUGGAGCUCUGUACCCAGCACAAGUCCAGAGAGAGCGCCAGUGAGCGCGCAUGUUCUCCGGGUGGUGACUGCCCGCAGGAAGUUCCUGGUAACCUCAGGAAGGUGGGCAGGGCAGGUGCUCCAGCUGCGUCCUGCAGCUGGGUCGUGUGCGUUGAGUUUUCUUACCUAGAGCUCCUCCCUAGAAAGAAGAAAAAAGCUGUUUUGUGCCUCUCUCUUCCUUUGUAAGUGAGCACUUACACGGGACUUUCCCUUAUCAAACAACACUACAGCUCCUUUACUCGAGCUCCUAGACUGCCACCUGCCUGGCUCCAGCAGCGCACUCUGAAGUGAAUGCUGGGCUCGCCGCGCCUGUGGUGAGAUGCAGCCCCAGAGAGAGCAGGGUGGAAAACGCUGCACGCUACCAAGUCCAGCUGCUGCAAGCGCCGUGGAGUGCAGCUCACCAAAACACUACCCUUUGCUCUUGAGCAAGCAUAUAGUUUGAUGUCCUUUUGAAAAAUAAUUUAAGAAAAUCUAGGUUUUAUCAUACUAAAAUUUUAUUUUAUAUAUAUAUAUAUAUAUGAGAUAAAUGUUUGGUUUUUUUAAAUGUACUAACAUAAGGAUUUCCUUUACUAUUCCAGAUGCAACUGUUAUUGAAACAGUAUUCAACAUGAAAUCUUAUCUCCUUGCUUUGUUUUGGACUUAGUGCAAUUUAAUAUCUGAUGACUUUUAUAUGGUAAGCCAGGGUAUAUACUGUAUAGUGCAAAUACCUUAGGUUUAAGUAUUUUUAUGCAGUUUCUUCAUUGUGUCACAUUUUGGUUUUUUAUAUCUGUAACAGAGCUCUGCUGAAUUUUUUUAAUCCUUUUUUUUUUUUUUUGAUGAAUUAAUAGAGUCAUUCUGCCAUUUCAGAAAUCAGAAGUAGAACACAGAACAGAUAACCGUGGCUCUGAAGUCUUUGUCCAUGAAUGCUCUCUAGUGGUCUAAAAAGUAGGCCCACUCUGAUCAGUGCCAAGGAGCGCUCCCCACUCCAGGCUGCCGGCAUUGACCCGUGUGUGUGUCGGAGUUACGGCAGUGGAAGCAGACAAAGCUGUGCUCCCUGGGAGCGCCAGUCUGCACGCGCAGUGCGUGCCCAGGCCACACCAGCGAAAUACGCCAAGACACAUAGCUCGCUCUCAGGCUGGAGUUGGUGUUUGCUAACCUGUAAAUCUGUACGCGGUCAGAGCGUAAGUGGUUGGCUUUUUAGUCUUGUCCAAAAAAUGAAAUAACUUAGAAGCAGCGUAGGAUAAUGGUGGUAUUUUUUUUUAACCGCAAGUUAAUUCUUUGGAGGAAGAGAUGAGCCUAAGAGUUAGGGUAAUCAGCAUAAAGCUCCAGAAAGCUGGGUCCGUAGGAGCUAAAGGUGAAAUCCUGGAGCCGCUUCGCAGACUCUGUGCGGCAGGUGGAGGGAGGCCCACAGGCACUGGCAGGCAGGGCCGGCUGCCUGCCUCCCUGGGGUGCGGGGGCUGCGGGAGGCCAGGCCGCCAUCACUGCCACUCACUGAACUCACUGCGGGCCACGGCGAGGUUCCCAUGCUGUCAUACUAACAAAUGAGCUGGCCUGAGCUGAGGUUUGUGUUCCAGUCGGGGCGGACCCGAGAAGCUUAAACAGGAGCUAACUGGAAGGAGGCCGCUUCUCCAGCUGCCCGUGGUCGGCACUGGACACUGAAGCAGCAGAGGUUCCAGCCAGGGGCAAACCCAGACCUGCACCUGCAGACGGAUCCGCAGCCGCUCGUCCCCGCGGCGUUUUAGAACACAGAGCUCUUCCUUUAGCAUUCACCUUCAAAAUCAAGGCGUUGUCUGCCGUGAGCCGUGCCCAGCAGGAGGAGUAAACAAGGCCCCUCGGCCCCUCGCAGGCUGGGGAGCUUGUUCACGCCGCAUGGACAGUGGACAGCAGAGAGCUACCGGCUCCCGCAUCCUAGGCCAACAGACGAAAACGUCGAAAUUGCUUCCGUUGUCAGGUGGGCUAGGAAAUAGGUAUAAUUAGACAGCUUUGCAAUGGACUGAGAGUGAGAAGUCGGCGAUGUGUAUGUGCUGAGAUGUCUGCAACUUGUACCUGGGGCGGGGCGG
This is a messenger RNA of Lepus europaeus (European hare), 8046 nucleotides long. It is a transcript of the gene NSD3, whose product is annotated as nuclear receptor binding SET domain protein 3. Gene Ontology annotation, biological process: regulation of DNA-templated transcription. Bases 219 to 4526 code for a protein of 1435 amino acids. Gene Ontology annotation, cellular component: chromatin; nucleus. NCBI's taxonomy places the organism in Eukaryota, Metazoa, Chordata, Mammalia, Lagomorpha, Leporidae. The transcript is spliced from 24 exons. Gene Ontology annotation, molecular function: histone H3K36 methyltransferase activity. The record is from RefSeq and is a predicted model, not a curated record.